Molecule: messenger RNA, 657 nt
Organism: Grammomys surdaster
Lineage: Eukaryota; Metazoa; Chordata; Mammalia; Rodentia; Muridae
Product: olfactory receptor 8B3-like
Exons: 1
Biological process (GO): sensory perception of smell; G protein-coupled receptor signaling pathway
Cellular component (GO): membrane
Molecular function (GO): olfactory receptor activity; G protein-coupled receptor activity; odorant binding
Source: RefSeq, a predicted model, not a curated record
UCCUACAGGGGAUGUAUGACCCAGCUCUAUUUCUUUUGUUUUUUUGCUGUUAGCGAAUGUUGUGUUCUGACAUCAAUGGCCUAUGACCGUUAUGUGGCCAUCUGCAAUCCACUCUUGUAUAACAUUACUAUGUCUCCCAAGGUCUGUUCCUAUCUUAUGCUUGCUUCAUAUCUAAUGGGAUUUUCUGGUGCUUUGAUCCACACUGGAUGCAUUCUGAGACUGACCUUCUGUGACAAGAACAUCAUCAACCACUAUUUCUGUGACCUUUUCCCUUUGCUGCAGCUUUCCUGCACCAGCACCUAUGCCAACGAAAUAGAGAUUCUAAUUGUAGGUGGUAAAGAUAUCAUUGUGCCCAGUGUUAUCAUCUUUACCUCUUAUGGUUUCAUUCUCUCUAAUAUCCUUCAAAUGAGAUCCACUGCAGGAAUGUCUAAAGCCUUCAGCACCUGCAGCUCCCACAUUCUUGCUGUUUCUUUAUUCUUCGGUUCAGGUGCAUUUAUGUAUUUUCAACCCUCUUCACCUGAGUCUAUGGAUCAGGGGAAACGGUCUUCUAUUUUUUAUACUAUAUUGGUGCCUAUGAUGAACCCCUUAAUCUAUAGUUUGAGAAACAAAGAUGUUAAACUUGCCCUGAAAAAAACAUUUAGCAAGAAGAGACUUUGA